Messenger RNA from Emericellopsis cladophorae, 2280 nucleotides. Its product is annotated as Serine/threonine-protein kinase-like protein. Gene Ontology annotation, molecular function: ATP binding; protein serine/threonine kinase activity. The record is from RefSeq and is a predicted model, not a curated record. Bases 1 to 2280 code for a protein of 759 amino acids. The transcript is spliced from 3 exons. NCBI's taxonomy places the organism in Eukaryota, Fungi, Ascomycota, Sordariomycetes, Hypocreales, Bionectriaceae. Gene Ontology annotation, biological process: mRNA cis splicing, via spliceosome; peptidyl-threonine phosphorylation; peptidyl-serine phosphorylation.
AUGACGUUGAGCUCGGACGAAGGCGAAAUCUCUGAUGCGCCCCAUGAUUUGAAGGCAUCUUCACUGCAGCGCGCUGCUAGAGAAAACGGUGUUGACCGAAGAGACAGACAUCGCGAUACAUCGCCUGAACAUGACACGGCCUCGCGGCACAGCGCCUCCUCCCGACGGAGUCGAUCGCCUAGGGGGUACAAGCGGUCCCGCAAUGACAGGGAAUACAAUGGGCGCAGAGGAGGCUACGAUGAUCGCGGAGGAGAUCGAUAUCACCGCCCUAGGGUCUCAUACGACGACCUAGACGAAGAUUGUAACCGGAGUCGCGAGCGGGAUCGCUUCCGCGAUCCAUACCCCGACAAAAGACAGCGCAAUCGCAGCCGCACACCCGAUCGAGACCGUCGAGCCGAUAACAAACGACUUGACCGUUUUGUGAGGGGAAGUCCUGUGAACAGGCAUCACAGCUCGAAUGGGGGGCUGAGAUAUGAUGACGAUCGCAAGGACGAACGUCGUCGUCCACGAGAGCCGAGGGCUUCCGACACGACGAGGACAUCAGCCCAAGACGAUACGCGUGACGCCAUACCAUUGAAAGGUGGUGCUCAAGCGGCUGAUGAAGCUCUUCCGAUGGAAACACGAAAGACGCCGGAACCUGAACCAGACUAUGCAGAGCCCCAGCCGGUUGACGAAGAAGCAGAGAUCGAGCGAAGACGGAGGCGACGGGAAGAGAUUCUGGCCAAGUCAAGCUCGGCAACGCCCCUUCUGCUACAUGCUAUGGACGUUGACUCGCCUCAGACACCGAGGACGCCAAUCUCCAAUCACGGGUCUCCUCUCUCCCCAGCUUCUCGUGAUGAGUCCUCUCCUGGCGGGAUUGAUCUCUCCAAUGAUAGCAACCUCAUGAACAAGCACAACGUCAAAGACAAAGAAGAGGAUGGACCAUCGGCUGCUGACUACGAUCCAACAGUGGACAUGAAAGAGGAUGAGCGCCGAGAUGAACUUCGUCACGGCCAGGUCGUCCUUCAUGGUGAAGUGCAUCAAGUCGUCGAGACGACCGAGCAGGUGCAAACGGAACCACUGAAGACUGGCAACAACACGGAUGGUGACGAGGACGAGGACGAUUUCGACAUGUUUGCCGAAGACUUUGACGAGGACAAGUACGCCACCACGGCAGCGCCCAAAGCGGCACCCCUUGAAAGCGCUGAGGCUGGCGACGAGCCCAAAGGUGGUAUCCUGGAAGGCGACGACAAGGACGGCUACUACAAGAUGCGCGUGGGCGAGAUCCUCAGCGGACGCUACCAGGUGCAGGCAACACUGGGCAAGGGCAUGUUCUCCAAUGUGUUGCGAGCUGUCGACAUCACCACCAAAAAGCUCGUCGCCAUCAAGGUGAUGCGUAACAACGACGCCCUGCGCAAGGGUGGCUAUACCGAAAUUGCAAUACUCGAGAAACUCAACAGUGCAGACCCGGAGGACCGCAAGCACAUCAUCAAGUUCGAGCGGCACUUUGAUUAUCGGGGUCACUUGUGCAUGGUGUUUGAAAACUUGAGCCUGAACCUGCGCGAGGUGCUCCGCAAGUUCGGCAACAAUGUCGGCAUCAACCUCGGUGCAACGCGGACGUACGCGUACCAGAUCUUUGUGUCACUCGCACACAUGCGCAAGUGCAGUAUUGUACACGCCGACCUCAAGCCUGACAACAUCCUGGUCAACGAGGGUCACAAUGUGCUCAAAAUCUGCGACUUGGGAACGGCUAUUGACAAGACCGACGCGGCGACUGCGCAGACGGUCAUCACGCCGUACCUGGUCAGUCGAUUUUACCGCGCACCCGAGAUCAUCCUGGGCAUGCCCUACGACUACGGCGUCGACAUGUGGUCCAUCGGCUGCACCCUGUACGAGUUGUAUACAGGCAAGAUUCUGUUUGCGGGCGACAGCAACAAUCAGAUGCUCAAGGCCAUCAUGGAUGUGCGUGGCCGCAUUACGCCCAAACUCUACAAGCGGGGUCAGCUGUCAGCCCAGCACUUUGACGAAGCUGGACAAUUCAUCAGCAUUGAGCGCGAUCGCGUUCUCGGAAAGACGAAUGUGAAGACUCUGUCCAUGGCCAAGCCUUCCCGCGACUUACGGACGCGGCUAAUGGCUGCAUCGAGUGGCAUGGCCGAGGGCGAGACGCGAGAGCUCCAUCAGUUUAUCGAUUUGCUAGAGCAGUGCCUGGCGCUGAAUCCUGACAAGAGGCUGAAGCCGGCUGAUGCACUGCGACAUCCAUUUUUCACAACGUCGGUCAGGGGUAGCAGCGGCAGGAAGUAG